CUUUGCUGUCUUCGUAUCCUAGAUAAUUGUGUAGUUUAGAGUGGAUGACGGAUCACCACCUCAAGCUGAACCUCGGCAAGACGGAGCUGCUCUUCCUCCCGGGGAAGGACUGCCCGUUCCAUGAUCUCGCCAUCACGGUUGACAACUCCAUUGUGUCCUCCUCCCAGAGCGCUAAGAACCUUGGCGUGAUCCUGGACAACACCCUGUCGUUCUCAACUAACAUCAAGGCGGUGGCCCGUUCCUGUAGGUUCAUGCUCUACAACAUCCGCAGAGUACGACCCUGCCUCACACAGGAAGCGGCGCAGGUCCUAAUCCAGGCACUUGUCAUCUCCCGUCUGGAUUACUGCAACUCGCUGUUGGCUGGGCUCCCUGCCUGUGCCAUUAAACCCCUACAACUCAUCCAGAACGCCGCAGCCCGUCUGGUGUUCAACCUUCCCAAGUUCUCUCACGUCACCCCGCUCCUCUGCUCUCUCCACUGGCUUCCAGUUGAAGCUCGCAUCCGCUACAAGACCAUGGUGCUUGCCUACGGAGCUGUGAGGGGAACGGCACCUCAGUACCUCCAGGCUCUGAUCAGGCCCUACAUCCAAACAAGGGCACUGCGUUCAUCCACCUCUGGCCUGCUCGCCUCCCUACCACUGAGGAAGUACAGUUCCCGCUCAGCCCAGUCAAAACUGUUUGCUGCUCUGGCCCCCCAAUGGUGGAACAAACUCCCUCACGACGCCAGGACAGCGGAGUCAAUCACCACCUUCCGGAGACACCUGAAACCCCACCUCUUUAAGGAAUACCUAGGAUAGGAUAAAGUAGUCCUUCUCAACCCCCCCCCCCCCUUAAAAGAUUUAGAUGCACUAUUGUAAAGUGGCUGUUCCACUGGAUGUCAUAAGGUGAAUGCACCAAUUAGUAAGUCGCUCUGGAUAAGAGCGUCUGCUAAAUGACUUAAAUGUAAAUGUAAAUGCUAUUGAAGGUGAGGUGUAGGCUAACUCUUAGGCUAUUGAAGGUGAGGUGUAGGCUAACUCUUAGGCUAUUGAAGGUGAGGUGUAGGCUAACUCUUAGGCUAUUGAAGGUGAGGUGUAGGCUAACUCUUAGGCUAUUGAAGGUGAGGUGUAGGCUAACUCUUAGGC
Oncorhynchus keta (chum salmon) is the source of this 1118-nucleotide messenger RNA. RefSeq lists its product as uncharacterized. The transcript has 2 exons. The coding region runs from base 45 to 794 and encodes 249 amino acids. NCBI's taxonomy places the organism in Eukaryota, Metazoa, Chordata, Actinopteri, Salmoniformes, Salmonidae. The record is from RefSeq and is a predicted model, not a curated record.